Molecule: messenger RNA, 795 nt
Organism: Penicillium brevicompactum
Lineage: Eukaryota; Fungi; Ascomycota; Eurotiomycetes; Eurotiales; Aspergillaceae
Exons: 2
Coding region: 1-795 (264 amino acids)
Source: RefSeq, a predicted model, not a curated record
AUGAAGUUCACCGGAUUCACCUCUUCCCUCGCCCUCGCCGGCUUUGCUUACUCCGCCGCUCUCCCCACCCUUGCCGGCAUUGAAGGUACCGUCUCUGGUAUUGAGGGAACCGUUGUGAAUGGAGUAGUUGGACCCGUUCUGUCCACUACCGGACACCUGGCUGGUACUGCUAAGCGCGAGAACCUCGCUGCUCUUGGCUCCACUAUUGAGACUGUUCCCAGCCUCGCCAACGGUGCUGUUGCCAUCGCUGGCGGUGCUGCCGGGACUGCCGAGAGCAUUGCAUCUGGAGCUGCCGGCACGGUUGAGGGUGCCGUCUCUCCGCGUGGUGACUUGGCUGGCCUCGGCUCCACUGUCCAGGCUGUUCCCAGUGUCGCCAAUGGUGCCGUUGACAUCGCUGCCGGGGCUGUUGGUACUGGAGAGAGCAUUGCAUCAAACGCUGUAUACACUGCCGAGGGUCUCGCUACCCAUGCAGGCAGUCACUCCAAGCGUGAUAUCGAGAAUCUUGCAGGACCCAUUGUUGGAUCUACCGCUGCUAUUGUCGGAAGUGGUGUUCCCGCUGUUGUUCACGAGGUUGGAUCAACUGUGAAUGGUCAUGCGAAGCGUCAGGCAUCUGGUCCCGUCGACGCUGUUGGCCAGUCCGUCUCCGGUACCCUCGCCGCUUUGUCCUCGAACCCGAAUGGCCUCUUCGGUGCUCUGACUGAUCUCAAGCGCGCAGCCGACCUCGGCCAAAUCACCCAGGGCCAACUUGCUGAGAUUCCCCUUCUCUCCGCCAUCAUCGCUCUCCUUGACCUCUAG